AUGUGGAUCGCAGGGGUCUAUGCUACGUCAGAGGAAGAUAGAAAUGAGAUUGAAGAAUUUCACAGACAGAUGCGAGAAGACGUUCAGCCAACCGCCAGCAGCAUGCACCUAAUAAGCUAUUCAGUUGAGCUGGAACAGUUGGCGGAAGAGUGGUUAGCACACCGUGAUUAUCGAAACCCAGACACGAAGAUAUUUCCGCAGUACGAAGGCGUUGGACAGAUUAUGACGGCUCAACGUACUGAAAAUCUCACCUUUAAAGACACGUACUAUUAUCUUCGUGCCCAAAAAGAUUUCUACGAUUUUGAGAACGAUGAAUGUGAGGAUUAUUGUGGCGACUAUAAGCAGGUGAGCAACAAUUUAUGA
This is a messenger RNA of Mesocestoides corti, 363 nucleotides long. The record is from the annotation of a GenBank genome assembly. NCBI's taxonomy places the organism in Eukaryota, Metazoa, Platyhelminthes, Cestoda, Cyclophyllidea, Mesocestoididae.